AUCAUUCGCUGCUGCUGCUCCAAAAGGCGGCGGGCAAAGGGAAAGACUUCCCCGGGAACCGCAUUUUCCCUGUCGCCUCCUCCUCCGGCCCCAGGGGCUCCUUCUCUGUCUGAAGCACUCCUCCACCCUGAGCCAGAAUGCUGAUUCUUUUGGCGUUCAUCAUCAUCUUUCAUAUCAUCUCCGCCGCGUUUCUGUUUAUUGCUACGAUCGACAGCGCUUGGUGGGUCGGGGAUGGCUUCAAAACAGAUCUUUGGCAGUUCUGCAAUUAUACCAACUGCACAUCUAUCGACGAACAGUUCCCAGACUACCAAGCCAUCCAGGCCAUGCAAGCCACCAUGAUCCUGGCCACCAUCUUCUGCUGCCUGGCCUUCUUCACCUUCAUCCUGCAGCUCUUCCGCCUCAAGCAAGGAGAGAGAUUCAUCCACACGUCUGUCCUCCAGCUGAUAUCGUGCUUGUGUGUGCUUAUCGCGGUCUGCAUUUACACGGACAGACACGAAGUCCUUCACACAGGCGGAAUCUACGACUUCGACAUCAGCAGCGGCCAGUUUGGAUACUGUUUCAUCCUAGCUUGGUUGGCGUUUGCCUGCACCCUCAUCAGCGGCCUCAUGUACCUCGUCCUAAGGAAGCGCAAAUAAACGACGGCUGGGGGAGCAGACGCCUCUCUCCGCUGCAAUGACAUUCCA
This is a messenger RNA of Heteronotia binoei (common prickly gecko), 683 nucleotides long. RefSeq names its product epithelial membrane protein 2 (gene EMP2). Gene Ontology annotation, cellular component: plasma membrane. Bases 138 to 635 code for a protein of 165 amino acids. The transcript has 5 exons. NCBI's taxonomy places the organism in Eukaryota, Metazoa, Chordata, Lepidosauria, Squamata, Gekkonidae. The record is from RefSeq and is a predicted model, not a curated record.